Canis lupus familiaris (dog) is the source of this 758-nucleotide messenger RNA. RefSeq names its product hemoglobin subunit zeta-like. The record is from RefSeq and is a predicted model, not a curated record. Gene Ontology annotation, biological process: hydrogen peroxide catabolic process; oxygen transport. Gene Ontology annotation, cellular component: haptoglobin-hemoglobin complex; hemoglobin complex; blood microparticle. The transcript is spliced from 3 exons. The coding region runs from base 255 to 683 and encodes 142 amino acids. Lineage: Eukaryota; Metazoa; Chordata; Mammalia; Carnivora; Canidae. Gene Ontology annotation, molecular function: heme binding; peroxidase activity; oxygen carrier activity.
GGAACUUGGACUGACCUGUGGCCCAGCAGUGGGGAGGCCUGAGUGAGAGCCCCUCAGCCCAGCGUCCCACCAGGCCCUGACCAGCCGUCCUCACUGGGUCUGAUAAGACACCCCACCCCCACGGCCCUCUCCCCUCUCCAGGCCAGUGGCCACAGCCUGGCCCCCACCCUGGCUCCUGGUAUAUAAAGGGAUGCUGGGGGCUGAGCACCCCACAGGCCGGCCCUGAGCACACCCAGCUCCCACUCAGCUCCACCAUGUCUCUGACCAAGGCCGAGAGGACCAUCAUCCUGUCCAUGUGGGGCAAGAUCUCCACCCAGGCGGAUGCUAUUGGCACCGAGGCCCUGGAGAGGCUCUUCGCCAGCUUCCCGCAGACCAAGACCUACUUCCCGCACUUCGAGCUGCGCGCGGGCUCGGCGCACCUGAGGGCGCACGGCGCCAAGGUGGUGGCCGCGCUGGGCGACGCGGUGCGCAGCCUCGACGACGUGGCGGGCGCCCUGUCCAGGCUGAGCGAGCUGCACGCCUACAUCCUGCGCGUGGACCCGGUCAACUUCAAGCUGCUGUCCCACUGUCUGCUGGUCACCCUGGCCUCGCACUUCCCCGCCGACCUCACGGCCGACGCCCACGCCGCGUGGGACAAGUUCCUGUCGCUCGUGUCCUGCGUCCUGACCGAGAAGUACCGCUGAGCGCCCCCGGCUGCGGCCCCGAGCGCCCUCCCCUGCGUCCCUCCCGCGUGUCCCCAAUAAAAGGCUGAGGACGGA